UACCAGGAAACUUCCAAAAGAGGGUGGAAUGGGGGUGAACGAUGAGGAAAUAAUCUCUCCCCGGCACAGCCCGAGGGCCAUCUGGUUGUCAGCAGCGCCUGCGCGGGCGCUGUCCUCCCUCCGGGUGGAGGAUGCGCGCGCAGCGCUUUCCGCCAUCCGGAAGUUUGCGUAGGACAGCUAAGGAUACUGCUAAGAUGGAGUUGUCAGCCCAGUGAAUCUGAGGGCCAGACCGUGACCCCUUAAAGCAUGUUCACCUUCUGUCCAGACUGUGGCAAAAGUAUCGAAGCCUCAUUCAAAUUCUGCCCCUACUGCGGAAAACCUUUGUCCUUAGCGGAGUAUGAAGGGUCCCAGAACUUUGUCAGACCGCGUACGUCAUCCUUCCGAGGCUCAAGGAGACAAAGCAACUCCAGUCCUGAGAUCCCUUCUAAGAAAGUGAGAUGGUCCAGCUCUGUCACCUCCCCCUCAUCAUCCCUCUGCUUAGAUGGUGACAGUUCCGGGUCUGAAGAUACUGUGAGAUCCAAAGGGUCCUGGAGCAGACCCCCAACCCCCAAAAGCAGCCCACAGGCAACCAAGCGAAGCCCACAGGCGACGAAGAGAAGCCCACAGACACUGAAGCGGAGCCGGGUGACAACCUCACUUGAGGCUCUGCCCACAGGGGCGGUGGUGACAGACAAGAGUGGGCGGCACUGGAAGCUGGGACCCCUCCAGACCAGGGAUGACCAGGGCAUUCUCUAUGAAGCUGAAGCUCUCUCCACCCUCGCCUGCAAGUCAAGUCAGAAGCAGACGUUCUCGCUUAAACUCGAUGCCAAGGAUGGGCGCUUGUUCAACGAGCAGAACUUCUUCCAGCGGGCCGCCAAGCCUCUGCAAGUGAACAAGUGGAAGAAGCUGAACGCGACCCCCCUCCUGGCCAUCCCCACCUGCGUUGGUUUUGGGAUUCACCAGGACAGGUACAGGUUCCUGGUGUUUCCCAGGCUGGGGAGGAGCCUUCAGUCGGUCCUGGAUGACAACCCGAAGCACAUCUUGUCGGUGAAGUCUGUAUUCCAGAUGGCCUGCCGGCUGCUGGAUGCCCUGGAGUUCCUCCAUGAGAAUGAGUACGUCCAUGGAAAUGUGACAGCUAAGAACAUCUUUGUGAGUCCAGAGGACCUGAGCCAGGUGACACUGGCAGGCUACGGCUUCACCUUCCGCUAUGCCCCCGGUGGCAAACACGUGGCCUACAUGGAAGGCAGCAGGAGCCCACAUGAGGGGGAUCUUGAGUUCAUGAGCCUUGACCUACACAAGGGAUGUGGGCCAUCCCGCCGCAGCGACCUCCAGACCCUGGGCUACUGUUUGCUGAAAUGGCUCUACGGUAUCCUGCCAUGGACAGACUGCCUUCCCAACAUCGAGGAUAUCAUGAAGCUGAAACAGAAGUUUCUUGACAACCCGGAGAGCCUCGUGGGACAGUGCAGUCGCUGGAUCUGUCCCUCAGAGACCCUGCAGGAGUACAUGAAGGUGGUGAUGACCCUCGGGUACGAUGAGAAGCCGCCCUACAACAUGCUGAGGAGCAGUCUAGAAGACUUGCUACGGGAUCUGCGGGCGUCAGCCUACGACCCGGUGGACCUCCAGAUGGUUCCAUAGAGGAUCCUGAUGAACAAGACACACUGAGGUCCUUGAGCUUGUGGACCCUCCAAUCAAGUGGAAGGAGAAGCCAUCAAGUGAGACGACAACUUGGGGCUGUGCUCCACAUCCUG
This is a messenger RNA of Lontra canadensis (Northern American river otter), 1727 nucleotides long. RefSeq names its product VRK serine/threonine kinase 3 (gene VRK3). Gene Ontology annotation, molecular function: ATP binding; protein serine/threonine kinase activity. NCBI's taxonomy places the organism in Eukaryota, Metazoa, Chordata, Mammalia, Carnivora, Mustelidae. Bases 247 to 1614 code for a protein of 455 amino acids. Gene Ontology annotation, cellular component: nucleus; cytoplasm. The record is from RefSeq and is a predicted model, not a curated record. Gene Ontology annotation, biological process: signal transduction; peptidyl-serine phosphorylation. The transcript is spliced from 15 exons.